Molecule: messenger RNA, 416 nt
Organism: Acanthoscelides obtectus
Lineage: Eukaryota; Metazoa; Arthropoda; Insecta; Coleoptera; Chrysomelidae
Source: the annotation of a GenBank genome assembly
GAGUUUUUGUUAGUAUCCUUUCAUCUCGGGAAGUCGAUACGUCGUUUGAGUAUAAUCACCGUGAUUUUGGGGGUGUCUUUAUAUGCACACUAUUCACGGUUUUUUCAACGUCGCGGUAAUCUUAUAAUGUGACACUGUGACAGACUUAAAUGUGUUCAAGUGCAAUUGUGGAGCAGUUCUUGGUGCAUUGGGACCUGCAAUCGUGGACUGUGUGCAGCACGAAGUGCAUCAUGUGGUAAGAUAUCGAGUUUAUUCAUAUUUCAACAUUUUACUUCCCACGUUACUGGUGAAAAUGCGACAUUAUGCUUUUUAGAUAUUACAUGGUAUGUAAAUUAUGGUAUGUUGUUCAUUUCCGUCGGUUUGUUUCACUGUUUGUCUGUCCGCGUACCCUGAAUCUCGCUAUAUCUUGGGAAGUA